AUGGAUGAUACAAAUAAAGGCGGGGGUCUGUCGCUUGACAUCUCUGAUGAUGAGUCAAUAAAGUCUCCCUCAUUUGAAAAGCUUGAUAGCUCUGAGGAAAUGGAUACCCUCGAAGAGCACCUUGAUCAAACCACCAGCAAGAACACUGGAGCCUAUCCAAAAGUGAAAUCUCUACCACAGCCCCCUUCUCCUCCAUCGCCGCUUUGUCCACCAUCGCCGCCUUGUCCUUAUGUGCCCCCUACUCCACUCCUUCCCCCGAAAAUAUCAGCGACCCCCCGCCACAAGGCUUACCCUGAUGACUCGAAAGAUACGUCGCAAUCAACAACCCAAUCAAAUAAAUCUAACCAAACUACAUAUCGAGACAAGAAGUCACAAAAACGUUAUACAGAGAAGCAGUUACAAGAAUUAUUGCCCAAAAUUAAAAAUGGGUCCUUGUCCAUGUACCAUGUGACGAAAUACUACGGCAUACCACGUUCAACGCUACAGUUUCGGCUUAGCAAUAAAUGCAAACAACAUGGAAAAAGUGGAAGAUUGCCUGUCCUACUUCCAGAUGAGGAGCAAAAAAUAUGCAAAUGGCUGAACGAAAUGGAAAGAAAGGGAUUUCCGAUUACACGACAAAGAUUACAGCUCAAAAUAGCUAGUUACAUUAAGUGCAAUCCCAGAUCUACUCCGUUCAAAGGAAAUGUACCUGGUCGACACUGGAUUGAUGCAUUUUUGCGCCGUCAUCCUCAAUUUUCAAUGCGAACACCUGAAGCCGUCACCGUUGCGAGCGCUAGAGUUUCUGAGGAUGAUAUAAGACGCUGGUUUGAUACCAUCCACAAAUAUUUGGAAAGCCAUGAUCUAGUAGACAUACUCAAGGACCCUUCAAGAAUUUUGAACGGAGAUGAGUCCGGCUUUUCCAUUCAACCUAGCAGCAAGCGGGUAAUUGCCACUAAAGGGAAAAAAAAUAUACCUAUUAUUGAACCAGGGAACGCAAAACAGAACGUAACGGUGAUGUACACAUUUGCUGCAGAUGGAACAGUCAUUCCUCCUCAUGUUAUACUACCUUACAAACGAUUGAGCAAGGAUCUAAUUCAGAGCUUCCCUGGAGAUUGGGGUAUAGGAACCAGCGCAUCCGGGUGGAUGGACACCCUUAAUUUCGUGGAGUACAUUAAAAAGGUUCUCUAUCCCACUUUAUUGCGGAAUAGAACGAUAUUUCCAGUUCUUUACUUUGUUGACGGCCACAAGUCGCAUACCACAUUCGAAGCAGCUGAGGUUUGUGAGAAACUUGGAAUUAUUCUCGUAGCGCUGUGCCCAAACACUACAAGAAUAUUACAGCCAGCUGAUGUAGCUGUAUUCCGGCCUCUUAAGAACUCGUGGGCUCGUGUGAUCGAUGAAAUGAAAUCCGAAAAUCCAACGGAAACAGUAACGAUGCUCAAUUUUGGAAAGCUUUUGCAGAAGGCCAACACAAUUGCUUUGAAACAAUCUACCAUUGCAAAUGGGUUCCGAACAUGUGGGCUCUUCCCAUUCAAUCCAAACGUUGUAGACUACAGUAAAUGUUUGGCGAGAAAACAUGUUCCAGUUGAAGCUGAAGGGAGUCAAAAUCAGGCUACCUCCGUAGUGAAUAUUCCUCUACCUGUUAUUGAAGAAGCGAAGAUCCUCAUCGGACAAGAAAAAAUUCAGUUCCUUUGUUCAAUUCCGUUUGAAUACAUGUCGCAGGCCGAUAGAGCUUUGUAUUACAUUCUAAAAAACAUUCUUUCAUUGGGAGAGUCAACACAGGUUGCCGAAAAUCAACCUGAAGCCGAUAUGCCUAGGCCAGCAAACAUACAAGGAGUUACUAUUAUCAGAAGUGUGCAGGAUCAUUCAACACUAAGCGAGGAUGAUGUUUCAGAGAAUGUAAUAGAGUUGUACACUGGCGAUGAUUCGCAUUACACCGAGAGCUUUGGAGCAGAUGUUAUGAUGGAUACUGAAAAGGAGAAUCCGGCGUUUUUGGAGGAAAAUAUGUCAAAUACAUAUUCCCCCGUCCUGCUUGCACCAAGCUCACCUACAAUCGCUUGUGAGACCAUAAGAGCGUCAGAGAGAUUAAUAGAUCUACAAAUAUUGGAAAGCGAGAAAAAGAAAGCUGAAGAAUUAAAAAAGGAGAAAGCUGAAGCCAGAGCCAAAAUCAAACUCGAGAAGGAUGAAGCGAAGAAAAUUAAAGCAGCAGAACGCGAAAAGCGAACCAAAGCUAAAAACGAACUGAAAAAGAAAUCAGUUGAAGACAAAGAAAAUCGCUUGAAUCAAAAAAAGAAGAAAUGA
This is a messenger RNA of Ochlerotatus camptorhynchus, 2277 nucleotides long. RefSeq lists its product as uncharacterized. The record is from RefSeq and is a predicted model, not a curated record. The transcript is spliced from 4 exons. Lineage: Eukaryota; Metazoa; Arthropoda; Insecta; Diptera; Culicidae. The coding region runs from base 1 to 2277 and encodes 758 amino acids. Gene Ontology annotation, cellular component: nucleus. Gene Ontology annotation, molecular function: DNA binding.